This is a messenger RNA of Danaus plexippus (monarch butterfly), 3295 nucleotides long. RefSeq names its product ATP-binding cassette sub-family B member 6 (gene Hmt-1). Gene Ontology annotation, molecular function: ATP binding; ABC-type heme transporter activity; heme binding. Gene Ontology annotation, cellular component: membrane. The record is from RefSeq and is a predicted model, not a curated record. The transcript is spliced from 18 exons. Bases 170 to 2737 code for a protein of 855 amino acids. Gene Ontology annotation, biological process: transmembrane transport; heme transport. NCBI's taxonomy places the organism in Eukaryota, Metazoa, Arthropoda, Insecta, Lepidoptera, Nymphalidae.
GUUAUAUUCUGUCAUUUAACUGUCAAUGUGAAGUAUUUUGUCAUCCACUAUUACAUUAAUAAUUUAUUUGUACAGGGAAAACGGCGGAGUGCUAUUCCUGUCUACGAAAUGAAUACAUUGUUGACAUUCAUCUACGCGUAAAUAUUUUAAAAAACUGCAUUGUACGAAAAUGGAGUACUGUCCGCCGAAUAUAACUUUAGAAGAGAUCUGGAUAGAUCAUGGAAUUUCACAAUGUUUUAUGGAGACUGUAACUGCCACUCUAAUUGGAGGAUUUCUUCUGGUUUUCGGUAUAACACAAAUUGUCAUGUAUAAAAGAUAUGCUACAGAAAUAACCGAUGUCAGAUCUUCAAAGCUGUUUGUAGUACAAUUGUUCUUCACACUUUUUGUGCCAGUUUUGGCUAUAAUUCGUUUUCUGUUACAAGCUUUUGUAUUUAAAGGAGGACAUAUCUAUGGAUACAUGAUAUUAGCGUUAGUGGUGAAUAUUGUGAUAUUCCCACUGUCGGCGUAUUUAGCUGUGAUUGAAAGACGGUUCCUUUUACCGUCAGUGUUACCGAGGGGCCAUGGUUUUGUAUUGCUUGUAUUUUGGGCAAUGAUAUUUAUAUCAGAGAAUUUAUCAUUUUUAAAUUUGAAUAAGGAUGGAUGGUGGUGGCAUUUGAAAGAUCUCCAAGAUCGCCUCGAAAUGGCCCUGUUUGUUGGUCGGUAUGUCUCCUGUAUGUUAAUGUUCAUCCUCGGGAUGAAAGCACCAGGUAUUAUGCAUCCAUUUGAAUAUCUCGACUCUGAUGACGAUAAUCGUAGAAACAUACCACCUAGGAAUGACAGCGGUUCAACAUUCCGAAAUGUAUUCGGCAAGAUGCGUACCCUGCUGCCGUUCAUGUGGCCCAGCAAGAGCGUUUGUCUGCAGAUAUACGUGUUCAUAUGUGUGCUAGCUCUGCUCGCUGGAAGGGUCAUCAACCUUUACGUACCUAUAUAUAACAAGAAAAUAGUUGACAGUCUUUCAAUACCGCCGCUUCACUUCCGAUGGGAUCUGGUGGUUUUGUACGUUUUCUUCAAGUUUCUCCAAGGAGGCGGCACUGGCGGUAUGGGACUCUUGAACAACCUGAGAUCCUUUCUCUGGAUACGAGUCCAACAGUAUACGACGAGAGAGCUACAGUUGAAGUUGUUUCGGCACCUACACGAUUUACCUCUCAAGUGGCAUUUAUCGCGGAAGACGGGCGAGGUGUUGAGGGUUAUGGACAGAGGCACGGACUCCAUAGACAAUCUCCUGUCCUACAUACUAUUUUCCAUAACACCCACCAUCAUAGACAUCUUAGUCGCCGUGGUGUACUUCGUGACAGCCUUCAACGCGUGGUUCGGACUCAUAGUCUUCGCCACCAUGGUUCUGUAUAUAAUCGCAACAAUAGCUGUAACAGAAUGGCGUACGAAGUUCCAGCGUAGAAUGAAUCAAGCUGACAACGAGCAGAAGGCACGCUCAGUGGAUUCGCUUCUCAAUUUCGAAACAGUCAAAUAUUAUGGUGCUGAGACUUAUGAGGUUUACUCAUACAAGGACGCCAUCUUGAAUUACCAGAAAGAAGAAUUCAAGUCCCUGUUAACACUGAGCAUGUUGAAUACUAUGCAGAACAUCAUUAUAUGUGUGGGUCUACUGACGGGUUCUCUCCUGGCGAUAUCCAUGGUGGUUAGAACCUACCAGCUAACCGUCGGUGACUAUGUACUGUUUGCGUCAUAUAUUGUCCAACUAUACGUGCCUUUGAACUGGUUUGGGACCUAUUACAGGGCUAUCCAAAAGAACUUUGUUGAUAUGGAGAAUAUGUUCGAUCUUCUCCGCGUGGACUCUGACGUGAAGGACGUGCCGGGCGCACCGGAUUUACUCAUCAGGAGGGGGGGCAUCGAGUUCAAGCACGUGUCGUUCGGCUACGGACCGGAGAGAUUGGUCUUGAAUGAUAUCAGUUUCAAAGUGGCUCCGGGAUCCACCGUCGCCCUGGUUGGUCCAAGCGGAGCCGGUAAGUCGACCGUGAUGCGUCUCCUGUUCCGUUUCUACGACGUUAAUGGCGGCGCUGUCCUUGUCGACGGACAGGACGUGGCGACCGUGACUCAGGCCUCCCUGAGGGCCGCCAUUGGUGUCGUGCCACAAGAUACCGUGCUCUUUAACAACACCGUCAGAUACAACAUACAGUACGGCCGUCUGACAGCAUCCUCCUCGGACAUCAUCGCGGCGGCGAAGAAUGCGGACAUCCACGACAGAAUACUCACAUUCCCUGACGCUUACGACACUCAGGUAGGAGAGAGGGGUCUCCGUUUGAGCGGCGGAGAGAAGCAAAGGAUAGCCAUCGCUAGAACACUACUGAAGGACCCCGCUAUAGUACUGUUGGACGAGGCGACCUCCGCGCUAGACACUAACACCGAAAGAAACAUACAAUCCGCCUUAGCCCGGGUAUGCGCCAACAGAACGACGUUGAUAAUAGCCCAUAGACUGUCCACUAUAAUACACGCGGACGAAAUUCUUGUACUUAAAGACGGGGAGAUUGUCGAAAGGGGAAACCACGAGGCAUUAUUAGCAUUGGAGGGUGUAUACGCUUCGAUGUGGCACCAACAGCUCGAGAGUAGAAAUAGCAAUGGCAACGGUAAUGGGAACAACGAAACUAACGCUGAAGGGAACAACAACAACAACAACAGACCGAGCCAACAACAGAACGGCUCGAGCGUGUUUCCACAAGGCCACGGGCAUGGCCAUGGCCAUUAAUUGGCCGCAAAUACAAAAAAAACGGGGUGCUAUAAGUGUUAUUGGAUCAAAGCGGGAUUAUAGUCAAUUUGUGAUAGUUAGUUCUAUUGGUUUUUUGUCUUCUACAAUUAGUUUCGAUUUUAAGUACACAAAAUAAUAUUGCAGUAUCGACAUAGGGAUGUAAAGUCCAACUACCUUUCACAUAUGUACGUUGUUAGGCGUAUUUUCCUUAAAUCAUUAACUUUUUGUUGAUUUACAUAUAGAUAGGACAUGAAUUAUGCAUCACACCAUGAAGUGUAACCGUUUUGUAAGUUUCGCAUAAUGGAAUGGCGGUCGUAAAUAAAAUUUUUCAUUUAGUGAUGUUUGAAAUCUUUGUCUAGACUUUUUUACGUUCUUAGCGUUAUUGCAAGAUAUUUCUGAAUAUAAUAAGUAAUAUGAAAGAUUUUGCAUAUAAAUACUAUACACAGUUAUAAUAAUAUACGUACGUUGUUAUGCAGCCAUAUAGUACCUUGUAGUAUUACCAUAUUGUGAAGGGAAAUUGUUUGUAAAAUGCAAUAGUAAUAAAUUGUUUUUUUUUUU